CUUUUCUGUGGGAAACGGGUCCAAGUGGCUCUUUCAGUGGUAAAGGUUGCUGACCCCUGACCUAGGGAGUUCAUAGGAAGUGCCUUGGGACAUUGUCUUAUAUUUAAUGUACAGUUUAACUCAAAUCACUGCUGAUAUUGUUUUUGUUCACUUUCUCGUAUAUUUAUUUAUUUAGAGAUAAAUAACUCUAAACAGAACAGACUCUUUUGGCCCAAAAAGCCACUGCCCAGCAACCUAUCUGUUUCACCCUAUCUUAAUCACAGGAUAGUUUACCUGUUAACCUAUUAACUGGUAUGUCUUUGGAAUGUGGGACCAAACUGAGCACCUGGAGGAAACCCAUGUGUUCACUGGGAGAAUGUACAAACUCCUUAUAGAAUUGAACUCCCAACUCCAACAUCCUGAUCUGUAAUAGCAUCACACUAGCUGUGGUGCCCCUCUGUUAGCUAUUAAGUGGCCCCUUUCAAAAUUCAUGACCAAUCAUGGGUCAUAAAAGCAAACUAAGUUUUUGAUAUGUCCUCAUGGAGUUUAACCUUUGUUUGUCAUGGAGUCAUACAUCAUGGAAACAGGCCUUUCCGGCUACUGACACUGUUUAGACCUUCAAAUACACUCUUGCCGUAAUCCCACACUGAUCCCACCUAAUUGUCUAUACUUCCCUGCCAGAAGGCAAAUGCAUCGUUAGCAUUCAUUUCGAGAGGACUAGAAUAGAAGAGCAAGGAUGUAAUGCUGAGGUUUUAUUAGACAUUGGUCAGACCACACUUGAAAUAUUGUGAACAAUUUUGGGCCUUUCAUCUUAGAAAAGAUGUGUUGGCAUUGGAGAGAGUCCAGAGGAGGGAAAGAUCCUGGGAAUGAAAGUGUUAAUGACUGAAGAGAGUUUGAAGACUCUGGGCCUGUACUCACUGGAGUUUAGAAGAAUGAGCAGGGAUAUUAUUGAAAUAUUUUGAAUGUUGAAAGGCCUAGAUAGAGUGGACAUGGAGAGGAUGUUUCCUGGAGUGGAGGACCAGAGGGCGCAGUCUCAGAAUAGAAGGACAUCCCUUUAAACAGUGAUGUGGAGGAAUUUCUUUAGUCAGAGGGGGUGAAUCUGUGAAAUUCAUUGCCACAGACAGCUGCAGAAGUCAAGUCAUUGAGCAUAUACAAGUAGGUGUUCAUUGGUUCUUGAUUAGUAAAGGCAUUAAUGUUUAUGGGAAGAAAGCAGGUAAUUGGGGUUGAGAAGGAAAUUAAAUCAGCCAUGAUCAAAUGGUGGAGCAGACUCAAUGGACUAAAUAACAGAAUUCUGCUCCUAUAUCUUGUGGUCUUGUGGUCUUAUGGUUAUAUUCUACCCCUCAGCUAUGUAUUAAAUAUAAUUUACAAUGACCAAUUAACUUAUCAAUCUGCACGAACUCAUAGAGUCAUAGAACACUACAGUACACAAACGGGCCCUUUGGCCCAUCCAGUCGUGCUGAACUAUUAAUUUGCCUAGUCCCAUCGACUUGCAGCUAGACCAUAGUCCUUCAUAUCCCUCCCAUCCAUGUCCCUAUCAAAUUUCUCUUUAAUGUCUUUGGGAUGUGGGAGGAAACCAGAGUAUCCCAGGGAACCCACGCAGUGAAACAGAAAGCAGGCAAAACCAGACAGAUGGCACUUAAGUUCAGGACUGAAUCGAAGUCACUCCGAGAUAACAGCUCUACGAGAUGGAUCAUGCAGCUUAUUCAAAGAUCAAAUUAAGUUUAUUAUUGAAGUACAUGUAUGCCACCAUGUACAACCCUGAGAUUCACUUUCUUGUGGGCAUUCAAGUAAAUACAAAGUAACACAAUAGAAUCAAUGAAAAACUGCACUCAACAAAACAGACAACCAAUGUACAAAAGAUAGCAAAAUGUGCAAAUACAAAAUGAAGAAAAAAAAAUAAAUUAUCAAUAAAUAGUGAGAACAUAAGAACAAAAGUCCUUGAAAGUGAGUCUGUGGGUGUGGGAAAAGUUCAGUUUUGGAUUGAAUGAGGUUGAAUGAAGUUAUUCCCUUCAAGAUCCUAAUGGAUGAGGGGUAAUAACUGUUCCUGAACCUGGUGCUGUGGGUCCUGAGGCUCCUGUAGGUCCUUCCUGAUGGCAGCAGUGGGAAGGAAGCAUGGCCUGGCUGGAUGUUUGAUGUUUGCGAUAGCAGGAAUUGCCUCUGAGGGUGAGUGUGGGAAGCAUUUCCUGAAUUAUUGAGUGUGGGUUCUUAGGCUCCUAUACCACUGCCCUGAUGGUAACAAUGAGAAGAACAUGUUUUUUGGAUAGUAAGGGCCCUUAACAAUGGAUGCCACCUUUUUGAGGUGUUGUCUUUUGAAGAUGUGGUGGGCAAGGUUGUGCCCGUGAUGAAGCUGGCUGUGUCUAUGACCCUGUGCAAUCUCUUGUGAUCCUGUACUUUGGAGCCUUCAUACAAGGCUGUGAUGUAACCAGUCUUAAUGCUGUUCACCACAAACCUAGGGAAAUUUGUAAGGGCCUUUGUGGCAUUCUAAAUCUCCUCAAAUUUAGCAGUUUAAUGGAGUUUAUCAUGACCGGAAGUUUCUAUUGAUGGGCAACUGUUCCACUAGGGAACGUUGAUUGUUGAAUCUGCAUGGUGAGAGGGAAAAUACCCAGCUGAAGUUUGCUACCAGUCACAGCAUAUAACAUUAAAAGACAGAGAUCACAGCACUCUUCUACAAAACAAUGUGCAGCCAAUAUCUCUGGAUAAUUAACAUGGCUUCAGGGGAAAGUGAAAGAUUUUAAGGAAGUCCUACUCAAUCUAUGUCAUGUUUCAUUAAGAUAGAAACUUGAAUAUUGGCACCACAGUACUCUGGUGGUUAGCAUGACCUUAUUACAGCUCAGGACAUUGGAGAUCAGGGCUCAGUCAUAGCAUUCUAUAUAAGGAGUUUGGACAUGGAAUGUGUGGAUUUUCUCUGAGUGCUCUGGUUUCCUCCCACAGUGCAAAAACUUAUCGGUUAAUAAGUUAAUUGGACAUUGUAACUUGACCCAUGAUGAGGCUAGGGCUAAACUGGGGAUUGCUGGGUGGCACAGCAUGAAAGGCCUAUUCUGCAAUGUUUCCUGAAAUAAAUAAAUGAAUAAAUAGUGUGGGGUAUCAUCAGUUGUUAAUUUCUGAAAGCAAUUCAGAGAAGAGUCGUAAGCACAAGAGAUUUUAUAGAUGCUGAACAUCUUGAGCACCACACACACAAUGCUGGAGGGAUUUAGCAAGUCAGGCAGCAUCUAUUAUCUAUAAUCCAAAGACACAGGAGCAGAAUCAGGCCAUUUGGCCCAUCAAGUCUGCUCCACCGUGGUUGAUUCACUAUCCCUCUCAACCCCAUUCUCGUGUCUUCUCCCUGUAACCUUUGGCACCCUGACUAAUCAGGAACCUAUUAACCUCCACAUUAAAUAUUCUCAAUGACGUGGCCUCUACAGCCAUUUGUGGCAAUGAAUUUCACAGAUUUACUACACCCUGGCUAAUGAAAGUCCCUCUCAUCUUUGCUCCAAAUGGACAUCCCUCUGUUCUGUGGCUGUGCCCACUGGUCCUAAACUCAUUCACAAUAGGAAGUGUCUUCUCCACAUCCCCACUAUCUAGGCCUUUCAAAAUUUGAUAGGUUUCAAUAUUCAAGAAAAAUAAACAGUUAACAUUUCAGGCAGAGAUAUUGCAUCAGUAGUGUAAAAGAAGGGAGCAGAGGCCAGAAUAAGAAGUUGAGGGGUGGGGAAGCUGGUAAAUGAUAGGUGAGUCCAGGUGGGUGUGUGGAGAAGGAGGGAUGAAGUGAGAAGCUGGGAAGGAAUAGGUGGCUGAAGAGGAUAAGGAGGAGACUGGGCCACAGGAGAAAGGGAAGGAGGAGGGCAAGUAAGGAGAAGAGAAGAGUCAUGACAGGUAUCCAGUGGAAGUUGUAGCUUCAGUAGAGUAAACAGCUUGGAAAGAGGUCGCUUAGCCCAACUCAUUCAUGCCGAUUAUGAUGCUUAGCAAGCUAAUCCCAUUUGCCUGUGUUUGGCCCAUAUUCUCUAAACCCCUCUUAUCCAUGCAUUUAUCCAAAGGUAUUUUAAAUGCUGUUAUUUUACAUGUCUCAGUCAGUUCCUCUGCACCUUAUUCUAUACAGACACCACCAUCUGUAUUGCGAAAUUACUCCUCUGGUCCCUUUUAUAUCUUUCACCUCUUACUUUAAAACUACACUAGGCACUCUGGUUAUUAGUUCCCCUUCCCUGGGGGAGAAAAGACUACUGUACGGGCAUUCACCAUCUAUACUCCUCAUAAUUUUAUACAACUCUCAAAGGUCAUCCCUAAAUCAGAAUCAGAAUCAUGUUUAUUAUCACUGACAUAUGUUGUGGAAUUAGUUGUUUUGCAGCAGCAGUACAGUGCAAUACAUAAAACAUACUAGACAUUACAAUAAGAAGUAUACUGUAUAUAUAAGCAGAGCAAAAAGACAGCAAAAAUAUUGAGGUAGUGUUCACGGGUUCGUGGACCAUUUGUCUGAUGGUGGAGGGAAAUAUUCCUAAAGCAUUGAAUAUGUGUCUAUAUGCUUCUGUACCUCCUCUCCUCAAUGGUAGUAAUGAGAAGAAGGCACGUCUAUAAAACCAUAAGAUAUAUGGGCAUAAUUAGACCAUUUAGCACAUUGAGGUCACUCUGCUGUUCUAUCAUGGCUGAUCCAUUUCCCUCCCAGCCCCAAUCUCCUGCCUUCUCCCCGUAACCUUUCAUGCUCUAACCAAUCAGGAAUCUAUCAAUCUCUGCCUUAAAUGUGCCCAAUGAUUUGGCCUACACAGCUGUCUGUGGCAAAACAUUCACAGAUCCACCACUCUCUUAAUAAAAAGAUUCUUCCUCAUCUCUUUUCUAAAUGCUCAUUCUUCUAUUCUGAGACUGUGCCCUCUGGUCCUAAGCUCCCUCGCCAUAGAAAAUAUCCUUCCCACAUCCAUUUUAUCAAGAUCUUUCAAUAUUCGAAAGGUUUCAAUGAGAUUCCACCCCCUAUCAUUUUUCUGAAUUCCAGUGAAUACAGGCCUUGAGCCAUCAAUCAGUCCUCAUUGGAGUGCCCUAUUACUCCUGAAAUCAUUCCUGUGAAACUUCUCUGAACACUCUCCAAUGUCAGCACAUCCUUUCUUAGAUAAGGGGCCCAAAACUGCUCACAGUACUCCAAAUGAGGACUUAACAGUGCUGUAUAAAGCCUGAACAUUGCAUCCUUGCUUUUUUAUUAUAGUCCUCUUGAAAUGAAUGCUGACAUUGCACUUACCUUCUGACUCAACCUGAAAAUUAAUCUCUAAAGAAUCUUGCAUGAGGGCUCCCAAGUUCUUUUGGAUUUUUAAAUUUUCUCUCCAUUUAGAAAAUAGUCUUUGCUUUUAUUUCUUCUACCAAAGUGCAUGACCAUACACUUUCCAACACUGUAUUCUAUCUGCCACUUCUUUGCCCAUUCUCCUAAUCUAUUUUAAUCCAUAUUCAGCCUCCCUGCUUCUUCAACACUACCUGUUUUUCCACCUAUCUUCAUAUCGUCUGCAAACUUGGUCACAAAGAGAUCAAUUCCAUCACCCAAAUCACUGACAUAUAACUUUAAAAAAUUUGUCCCAACGUAGACUCCUGUGACCUCUUCCAAUCAAUUUUGGCUAGCUCCUCUUUUAUGCCUCUGUAAUUCCCUUUACUCCAUUGUAAUAUUGACAAUUCCAACUUUAGUUUCUCCCUUUCAAAUUGCAGAGUGAAUUCUAUGAUAUUAUGAUCAAUCACAUCUUCAGGUUCCUUUACUCUAAAUUCUCUGAUCAAUUCCAGUUCAUUGCACAUCUAAUCCAGAUUAGCCAAUCCAGACUCAGCCAUGAGCUGCUGUAAAGGGCCAUCUUAUAGGCAGUCGAUAAAUAUUUUCUCUUGGGAUCCAGUACUCACCUGGUUUUCCCAAUCUAUCUGCAUAUUGAAAUCCCCCAUGCCCAUCAUAACAUUGCUCUUUUGACAUGCCUGUUGUAAUUCGUAGCCCACAUCUUUGCUACAGUUCAGGGGCCUGUAUAUAACUCUCAUCAGGGUCCUUUUACCUUUGCAGUAUCUUAGUUCUACACCUUCCAAUUCUGUGUUACCUCUUUUUAAUGACUUGAUUGCAUUUUUACCUCCAGAGCUACCCCACCCUCUCUGCCUAUCUGCCCUGUCCUUUUGAUACAAUAUGAAUCUUGAAUGUUAAGCUCCCAGCUAAAAUCUUUUGUCAGCCAUGACUCAGUGAUGCCCUCAACUUCAUACAUGCCAAUCUGUAACUGUGCCAUUCACCUUAUUCACCCCAAGUUCAUUCACCUUAUUUUGUAUAAUGCAUGCAUUCAAAUAUAACAUCUUUAGUCCUGUAUUCAUCACCCUUUUUGAUUUUGUCCCUAUUUUACUUUGCAAUUCAUCCUGUUGACUGCAGUUUUCCCUAUCAUCUGUUUCUCCUUGCUAGCAGUCUCAGUUUGUAAAUCAAAUACCCCAUCCACCAUGCUAUCACUCUGGUUCCCAUCUGAAUGCCAAAUUACUUUAGACCCUCUUGAAUAGUGCUAGAAAACCUACCUGCAAGGAUAUUGGUCCACACACAAAACACUGGAGAAGCUCAGCAGGCCAGGCAGCGUCUAUGGAUAAGAGUACAGUCGAUGUUUUGGUCCACUUAGGUUCAGGUGUAACCCAUCCCUUUCAUACACAUUGUACCUUCCCCAGAAGAGAUCUCAAUGAUCCAGAAAUCUGAACUGCUGACCCCUGCACCAUUUUCUCAGCCAUGUAUCUAUCUGUCAAAUACUCCUAUUCUUACCCUCACUGGCAAGUGGCAUAGGCAGCAAUCCAGAGAUGAGACUGAGAUCCAGAGACUGCGGAAUCUCCUUCACUUCUGCAGUCCUCUUCACCUCUCUUCUCUUCUGAGCCACAGUUCCAAACUCAGUGCCAGAGACGAUAGGUCAUCCGUCUCUCCAGUAUCCAAGUAUCCAAAGUGGUGUACUUAUUAUUGAGGGGAAUGGCCACAGGGUACUCUAUACUGGCUGCUUGGAGUGGCUACCUCCCUAUCAUUAGCUCUUCUCUAUUAUUUCCUCAUUCUCCCAUAUGAGCCAAAGGUCAUUGAACUGCAGCUCCAGUUCCUCAACAUGUUGUUUGAAGAGCUGCAGCUUGAUGCAACUGGUGCAGAUGUGGUUACCUCAGAGGCUGUAGUCUCCCAGGAUUCCCACGCCUUACCUAAACAACAUAACACUGCCCAUGGAGUCAUUCUCUCUGCUCUAGCUAUGCCUUAGCAGAUGAGGAAUGAAGAAUAAAGAAGAAGAGACAUACUAGAUGCUUAUCCCAUGCAAGACUUAUUGAGAAAGUAAGGAGGCAUGGGAUCCAAGGGUUUAUUGCUUUGUGGAUCCAGAAAUGGCUUGUCCACAGAAGACAAAGAGUGGUUGUAGAUGGGUCAUAUUCUGCAUGGAGGUCAGUGACCAGUGGUGUCCCUCAGGGAUCUGUUCUGGGACCCCUACUCUUUGUGAUUUUUAUAAAUGACCUGGAUGAGGAAGUGGAGGGAUGGGUUAGUAAAUUUGCUGAUGACGUAAAAGGUUGGGGAUGCUGUUGAUAGUGUGGAGGGCUGUCAGAGGUUACAACAGGACAUUGAUAAGAUACAAAACUGGGGUUAGAAGUGGCAGAUGGAGUUCAACCCAGAUAAGUGUGAAGUGGUUCAUUUUGGUAGGUCAAAUAUGAUGGCAGAAUAUAGUAUUAAUGGUAAGACUCUUGGCAGUGUGGAGGAUCAGAGGGAUCUUGGGGUCCGAGUCCAUAGGACACUCAAAGCUGCUGCGCAGGUUGACUCUGUGGUUAAGAAGGCAUACAGUGUAUUGGCCUUCAUCAAUCUUGGGAUCGAGUUUAGGAGCCAAGAGGUAAUGUUGCAGCUAUAUGGUACCCUGGUCAGACCCCACUUGGAGUACUGUGCUCAGUUCUGAUCGCCUCACUACAGGAAGGAUGUGGAAACCAUAGAAAGGGUGCAAAGGAGAUUUACAAGGAUGUUGCCUGGAUUGGGGAGCAUGCUUUAUGAGAAUAGGUUGAGUGAACUCGACCUUUUCUCCUUGGAGCGACAGAGGAUGAGACAUGACCUGAUAGAGGUGUAUAAGAUGAUGAGAGGCAUUGAUCAUGUGGAUGGUCAGAGCUUUCUCCCGGGGCUGAAAUGGCUAGCAUGAGAGGGCACAGUUUUAAGGUGCUUGGGAGUAGGUACAGAGGAGAUGUCAGGGGUAAGUUUUUUACAUAGACAGUGGUGAGUGCGUGGAAUGGGCUGCCAGUGAUGCUGGUGGUGGCAGACAUGAUAGGGUCUGUUAAGAGACUCCUGGAUAGGUACAUGGAGCUUAGAAAAAUAGAGGGCUAUGGGUAACCAUAGGUAAUUUCUAAGGUAGGGACAUGUUUGGCACAGCUUUGUGGGCUGAAGGGCCUGUAUUGUGCUGUAGGUUUUCUACAUUUCUGUGUUUCUAUGUUUUUACCUUGCCCAAGCCCGAUUAGCCAACGUUAAGAUCUUUCCAUUUUAACACUGGCCCACUCGCACAAUAGCCACUCCAAUAAUGGUCAGUCUGCUUGCCCCUGCCUUAUUUUUAUUCACCUUUACUGAUUGGCCAUAAUUUAAACUCUGAAAACUGCUGUGAAAUGCUGCUUUUUUAAUCUUCAGUUGUGGACCCGUGUGAAGCUGUCUCUUCCUUUUACUCUCCUGUCGACUGAAUGGCCACAGUUCAAACUCCUGGGUGAUGGGGUUCCUAUAUGAUUGAUGCCACCUUUUUCAGGCAUUGCUUUUUGAAGGUAUCCUUGAUGGUCGGGAGGCUAUACCCAUGAAGGAGCAGGCUGAAUUUUUAACCCUCUGCAGCUUCUUCUGAUUCUGGAAUGUCCCCGAGAUGCCAAGGAACAAUGUACUAACCUGCCUAGCCUGGCCUUAUAACCCAGCCCUUGAGUCUGGUGGCAUCUUCAUAAAUUAUUUCUGUACUCUUUCCAAUGUUUUGGCAUCUUUUCCAUAGCAAAGUGACCUAAACUGAACACAGUAUUCCAAAUGCAGCCUCACCAGCAUCUUGUGUAUCUACAGUGUAACCUCCCCAUUUCUGUCUUCAGUGUCCUGGCUGGAAAAAUGUAUCUGUGCGAUGUGCUUGCCCAUGGACAUGAUAGUGUCUGGCAGAAAUAUCACAGGUCUUGCUGCUGAGCUGAGCCUCUUCCUUGGUAAACUUCCACCUGGAUGUUGCUGGGUCUUGAGGGACUAAAUUAUAAGGAAAGGUUGAAUAGAUUAGGAUUUUAUUCCCUGUAGUUUAGAGGAAAGAGGGGAGAUUUGACAGAGGUAUACAAAAUUAUGCGGGGUAUAGAUAGGACAAAUGCAAGCAGGCUUUUUCCCUGAGGUUGGGUAAGACUACAACUAGAGAUCAUGGGUUAAGGCUGAAAGGUGAAAUGUUUAAGGGGAACAUGAGGAGGAACUUCUUCACUCAGAGGGUGGUGAGUGUGUGAAAUGAGCUGCCAGCAGAAGUGGUGGAUUUGGGGUCGAUUUCAACAUUUAAGAAUCCAACAUCCAUCAUCAAAGAGCACCACCAUCCAGACAUGUUCUCUUUUUGUUGCUGCCCUCAGGAAUUGGAUACAAGGCCCUACACUACCAGGUUCAGAGACAGUUAUUAUUAUCCUUCAGCCAUUAAGCUGAUGAACCAGAAUGGAUAACUUCACUCGCCUCAACACUGAACUGCUUCCACAACCGAUGGACUCAUUUGCAAGGACACUACAAAUCAUGUCUCAAUAUCAUUUAUUGAUUUAUUUACUUAAUAUUUGUUUUUCUUUUUGUCUUUGCACAGUUUGUCAUCUUUUGCACAUAGGCUGUAUUUUUUUGUCCAUAUUUGUGUAGUUUUUUCAUUGAUUUUAUUGUGUUUUUUUUUUGUAUCAACUGUGAAAGCCCACAAGGAAAUUAACCUCAGGGUGGUAUGUGGUGACAUAUAUGUUCUUUGAUAAUGAAUUCACUUUGAACUCUGAAAUUUGAUAUGUUUGGAUAAGAACAGGGAUGGGAGAUGCAUAGAGGGUUAUGGUCAAGGUGCAGCUCAAUGGGACUAGGUAGAUAAUAGUUCUGCACGCACUAGAUGGGCUAAGGAGCUUGCUUCUAUGCUGUAGUGUUCUAUGACUCUAUAGCUCCCCUGUGAAACAUGAUGCCUGGCAGCCUUAGUGAAAUUCAAUGCAGUUAAACCUCCCACAGGGUAAUAUCAACUGGUGAGUGGUAAUUACAAACAUAGUGACUCCUUUGAACAUUGUUCGUUUGUCACUUUACAGAAUCCUUUACUCAAAGAGAAGAAAGGCCAGUGUUCUGUGAUGAAGUCGAUGAAGACAGAAUAAGAAGGUGGAGGGAGGAGGAAAAAUUUAAGCUGGCAGGUGACAGGUUCGUAUUAAUGAAACAGCCAAGCCUUUGGCCUUCACAUUUGUGCCAACUGUUCGAAAGCUUCCUGCUCACAUUCAGGUGAUGGAUACCAGAUUCUCGCAUCAGCCUGGUAAACUGCAAAGCUCAAUGGCCAGUUCCUCCAUCUUGAAUGAGCCCUUGUGUAUUACUGAAGAAGAACAGUCUGGAAGUUUUAGAGUGGAAGAUGGCAUUGUAGAAGGAGCGUCAAAACGAAGCUGGUUGAAUAAUGAAGGAAACUUUGGGCCUGCUGAAGAGGCUUCACAGAUCCAGGGGAUUUUCAAGGCCGAGUUUGUCUUACUAACAGAUUCAGAUGGAAAUGACAGUGAUUGUUUCUCUCAAGGAGGUGGAGUAGAUCUCUCAGCCACGGCAUUGUCUUUGUCAAGUUUGACUCCUAAUCCUUUCACUGAUGUCAAAGGCAGUUUUGUUCAUCCAAAUGUUGUUGAAGAUAAAACAAAGGUCCCUUUCUUACAAGAUGCUGAGCAGAAGCUGGAUGGUGCUGUGCAAGAAUCACUCUUUCAGUACAAGAUCAAGUCAAGUUACAAGGCUUUUGCAGCAAUACCCACCAACACACUACUACUGGAUCAGAAGGCCAUCGAUGAAGCAGUCAAUGACUUGGGAGGAACUACAACACAAAGCACAUCAAAGGAAAUGCAUUCGCAAUUCCUUUAUGAGCCUGGAACUCUCAGGCAGCAGUCCGAGGAACUGUACGCCACUAUUGAGCAAGUACUGGAGGAUCCAUUGCCAUCGCACUGCACAGGUUCCAGUCUCAGAUCCCCGCCGAGACUGCUGGAUUCUGAAGCCCACAAACCUAUCAGUCCCAUACCAAAGACAGCUGGAAGAGAAACCAAAUAUGCUAAUCUCCAUCUACCAUCUCCCAAGACCACAGAGAAUCAACCUACCAGACCUGGUGUAAUUCGUCCAGUCACUGCUCUACAGAAGGUACCUUCGAUGCUCGAGGUGGACGACAUCUGUUCCAAUCCUUUCAGACAACACACCGAUGAAACCAAUAACAGUGAAAUCAAAGAGCCGCGGCACUCAAUAACAACAAUUCAUGAGAAUGAAGCUCUAGGCAACACUGAGCUUCCGACUGCAACAGAGAAACCAAAUAAGGUUCUGCUUCAGAGGCCUGGCACUGAGAGAGGGUCUGGGAAAUUGGUGAUGGAUUACGGUGGACGUGGCCGAGAAGACCUGGAGACCUUAGAAAAGGGAAAAGAGCGAGCUGUUAAAUGAGGAUCAAAGGUGCAGACUGAUAACUUGCUGCAACUCAUUUCCCACUACCAAGUUUCAGCUGAAUGACAUCUAAAAGGGCUUCUUGUAAAUAUCUAUUCAAGCAUUCUAACAGUUUAUGAAAUGCCAUCAUUUCAGCCAAAAAAAUCAGGUGAUGAUAACAUUGUUUAUUUUGUAAAUCUAAAACCUUUUAAAUUAGCUCUCUGAUGGCAUUUAGAAUAUAAACAUUCAGUGCUGUUAGUUAAAAGUAAUCAGUUGCUCAUUUUCUGUAUGAAGUCCAUAAGAACAUAAGAUAUAGAAGCAGAUUUGAGUCUGCUCAGACAUUCAAUCAUGACUGAUUUAUUGUCCAUUUCAACCCCAUUCUCCUGACUUCUCCCCAUCACCUUGAAUUUAUUAUUAAUUGAGAACCUAUCAAAUUUCAAUUUGUAUACUCAAUGACUUAGUCUCCACAAAUGUCUGUGGCAAUGAACUACCCUGUGGCUGAAGAAAUAUCUCCUCAUCUCUGUCCUAAAGGGACAACAUUGUAUUCUGAGUAUGAGUCCUCUGGUCCCAGACUCUCCCUCUAUUGGAAACAUCAUCUCCACGUCUACUCUAUCUAGGACUUUCAAUAUUCAAUAGGUUUCAAUGAGAUCUGCCCUCCAGCGAGUUCAGGGCCAGAGCUAUCAAACGCUCCUCAUACGUUUACCCUUUCAUUCCCAGGAUCAGUAUCAGGAGAUUAGCAUUGUUUGUUGUGUUGUCACUUUCUACAUCUGCUGAUUUCCUGGGGAGAUCAGAUACAGUAAAUGGGAAAUUAUUCGGCCAUCCAAUAUAUUUGUGUCACAUGUUCCACUGCAUAUUUGCUUUUGAUGUUGUGCUGUCUGACCCGAGGCUAAACUAGAAACUAUGACUCUCAAUCUAUUUCCAGCAUAGAUAUCUGCAGAUAAUUUUCAAUAAAUGUUACAUCUUAUUUUAUGUAUGAAUUUUUAAUGCUUUUGAAGAAAAUAAAGUCGAAUAUUACUCACA
This is a messenger RNA of Hypanus sabinus (Atlantic stingray), 12508 nucleotides long. It is a transcript of the gene mlip, whose product is annotated as muscular LMNA-interacting protein. The record is from RefSeq and is a predicted model, not a curated record. NCBI's taxonomy places the organism in Eukaryota, Metazoa, Chordata, Chondrichthyes, Myliobatiformes, Dasyatidae. Gene Ontology annotation, biological process: negative regulation of transcription by RNA polymerase II. The transcript is spliced from 14 exons. Bases 10343 to 11509 code for a protein of 388 amino acids. Gene Ontology annotation, molecular function: lamin binding; transcription corepressor activity. Gene Ontology annotation, cellular component: nuclear envelope; PML body; sarcolemma.